GGCAGUGGUGACAGGUGGGUACUGGACAGACACGUAGCACACACUACAAGGGCUGCACAGAGACCUCACACCACUACCUCUCGACUUUAUCGGACAAUACACUCAGAACUAUGGUACUGCCAGCGGGCAACUCAGCAGACACCUCUGCUCUUCUGACAUAGGAUAUCAGACAAGUCAGCAGCUAUAGAUCAGUUGUCGAAGACUGUACUUAACGUUAGUGUGACUGUCAGAUACAGUGAACUAGAGAGCAGCCAUGGACACCGUCCACGCCUAUGGGGUUAGCACCACACGAUACCUCCAGACUCACUACAGGGACACUCAGAGCUGGUUCCUGUUUGUUUCCAUGGCAGCUGACCUGCGGAACACCUUCUUUGUCUUCUUCCCUGUGUGUUUCCACCUGCGGGAAUCAGUGGGGAUCAAGCUGGUCUGGGUGGCUGUGGUGGGAGACUGGCUCAACCUUAUCUUCAAAUGGAUCCUGUUUGGCGAGCGUCCCUAUUGGUGGGUUCAAGAGACUCCUUACUAUGCCAACUCAUCAGCGCCACAAAUUGAGCAGUUCCCUAUGACCUGUGAGACUAGUCCAGGAAGUCCGUCGGGUCAUGCCAUGAGUGCUGCAGGGGUUUACUACGCUAUGAUCUCAUCACUCCUCGCCAUCCUCCUCAAGGAACACGGGGGUCACAUCAAGAACUGGUGUGUCCGCGGGACCCUGUGGGCUGUCUUCUGGUGUGUGCAGGUGUGUGUCUGCCUCUCCAGGGUUUUCAUUGCUGCCCACUUCCCUCACCAGGUUGUCGCUGGGGUCGUCACAGGCAUCCUAGUGGCGGAGACCUUUGACCGGGUCCACUGGAUCUACAGGGCUAGCCUGAGGCGCUACGUCUACACCACCCUCUCCCUGCUCUCCUUCGCUGUGGGCCUUUACCUGGUCCUCAGGGGCCUGGGGGUGGACCUGCUCUGGACCCUGGACAAGGCCCAGCGCUGGUGCCAGCGGCCCCAAUGGGUCCACAUAGACACUACACCCUUCGCCAGCCUCCUGCGCAACACCGGCACUCUGUUAGGCCUGGGCUUGGGCUUGCACUCGCCCCUCUACGCCGAGGCCCGGAGAGUUGGCGGUGGCGCCACCUACAGGCUGGCAUGUGUGGGCGCCACACUUCUGCUGCUCCACCUACUGGACUCAUUCAGGCCACCAGCCCACACCAGGGCUCUGUUCUACCUGCUGUCCUUCUGUAAGAGUGCCACUGUGCCCCUGGCCACUGUGGGCAUAGUGCCCUACUGCGUGGCCGGGGCAGCGGGACGGAACGGAAAGAAACACCAGUUUUGAACUAAUUUGAACUUAUUGUAAUUCUGUGAGAAAUGCCAUGAAGGGACAGACAGAGGCGGACUGUCAUAGGAGAGGCAGGAAUGUUCACCCCAGUUGAAAGGGCUUGAAGGUCGGUCAAUAGACACUUGUUGCUGCAUGAGGUGGAUGUUUUAUAUUAGAUUUUUUUUCUCUUUUUUUAUCACAUGCACAGAUGUAGUUGCAGUGUACAGUGAAAUUCUUAAGCUCCGAGCUCCAGCAGUGCAGGUGUGAAUGAAACAAUAAAAAAAUAUUAUUAUUA
This is a messenger RNA of Oncorhynchus nerka (sockeye salmon), 1589 nucleotides long. Its product is annotated as glucose-6-phosphatase catalytic subunit 1-like. Lineage: Eukaryota; Metazoa; Chordata; Actinopteri; Salmoniformes; Salmonidae. The transcript is spliced from 5 exons. Gene Ontology annotation, biological process: glucose 6-phosphate metabolic process; gluconeogenesis. Bases 254 to 1312 code for a protein of 352 amino acids. The record is from RefSeq and is a predicted model, not a curated record. Gene Ontology annotation, molecular function: glucose-6-phosphatase activity. Gene Ontology annotation, cellular component: membrane.